AUGGUUGAUGUUAUAGGUUCUGGAGCUUAUUCAUCUGUGUACAAAGUGCAGAGGAAAUCGGAUGGGAAGGUUUAUGCUUUAAAGAAAGUGAAAUUGAUGGACAUUGGGGACAGAGAGAAACAGAAUGCAUUGAAUGAGGUUCGGUUUAUUGCAUCAAUUCAUCAUGAGAAUGUAGUUUCAUACAAGGAAUGCUUUAUUGAGGAUAAUAAUUUAUGUAUAAUAAUGGAGUAUGCUGAAGGAGGGGAUUUGCUAUAGAAGAUCUAAAGAUAGAUUAAGAAACAGUAGAUGAUUCCAGAGUAAGAGAUAUGGCAAGUUGCAAUAUAGGUGUUGUAAGGUUUGCGAGCAUUGCAUCAUAAAAAAAUAUUGCACCGAGAUUUGAAGUGUGCUAAUAUCUUCUUGUAUGAGAAUGAUUAAGUGAAACUUGGAGACUUUAAUGUAUCUAAGUUGGCCAAGAACGGACUUGUGUAUACCCAAACUGGUACUCCUUAUUACGCAAGUCCUGAGGUUUGGUAAGACAAACCCUACGAUCAUAAGGCAGACAUCUGGUCGUUAGGCUGUGUCAUCUAUGAGACGUGCGCCCUGAAACCACCCUUUAGAGCCAAGGACAUGGACGGAUUGUAUAAGUCCGUUCUCAGAGGACAAUAUUAGCCAAUCCCCAUUAUCUACUCUUAGGAAUUAGUAUAAUUGAUCAAGAGUAUGAUGUAAGUGCAUCCUGCUAAUCGUCUUGAUUGUGAUAAGCUGCUCCAACUCUCAAUCCUUCAGAAGAAAGCUAAGGAAUUUGGGAUUCGUUUGAUUACGGAUGAGAUCGAGGAUGACUUGUUGAAAACCAUCAAAUGGCCUAUUACUAGAAAGGGUUUGUUAGUAAACAAAUCAGAACUCAUCAAUUUAAAUUGCCAAUUGCCUGGGAGCAAUUAUUUAAAUUAGCAUAAUUCCAAUCAUAUUAGGAGGAAUCAGCAAUCUAAUAGGAUAAGAUCUUAAGAUACAAAUGAUUCCAUCGCUUUAAACUAAUCCAAUGAAGCUCUGCAUUAAUUGAUGAAACAAAUCACUCAUUUAGAUCAAAGAGAUAUUGAGAAGAAUUCGAAUCUGAAUUAAAAUUUAAAUAAAUCCAUAUCAAAAUAGACAAUCUAAGAAAAUGUCUUACCGAAUAACCGAAGAUUGCGCGUUUCCAAUUCUACUCACGAAAAACAUGAGAGAUAUGAACCCAUUUAACAACCUAAAUGUGCUUCUAAGGAUAGACUUGACCAUCAAAUUUAAAUCAAUUAAUAUUAUUAUGGCAAAGACGUGAUCCAAUCACUUAAUAAAUAGCACUAUUCUUAAAAAUUACCGAUUAUAAAUGGCAGUCAAAAACAGGAUGAUGAAGGUGUUCUAAGGAAGAACUCUUCAAAUGAAAGAAAUUCGAGUAGUUAUCUGAAAAGAUCCAAGCACGAAUCUUAAAAGAAAGAGGCUUCUAUGCAGUCCAGUGUUGAGAGACCUACAGUCUUGAUGAAAAUCAUUGAGGAACAUCAAUAAUUGCCUAAAAUAAAAAAGAAAUACUGA
Molecule: messenger RNA, 1536 nt
Organism: Paramecium tetraurelia
Lineage: Eukaryota; Ciliophora; Oligohymenophorea; Peniculida; Parameciidae
Exons: 6
Biological process (GO): protein phosphorylation
Molecular function (GO): protein kinase activity; ATP binding
Source: RefSeq, a predicted model, not a curated record